Penicillium alfredii is the source of this 1572-nucleotide messenger RNA. RefSeq lists its product as uncharacterized. Lineage: Eukaryota; Fungi; Ascomycota; Eurotiomycetes; Eurotiales; Aspergillaceae. Bases 1 to 1572 code for a protein of 523 amino acids. The record is from RefSeq and is a predicted model, not a curated record. The transcript is spliced from 2 exons.
AUGGCCCGCAAGCGAAAGACUCUUCAAUCUACCUCGCACGCCGUCGAUCUCCUCAAUGACCUGAACAGACCUGGCGUGCAGAAAAGGAGACAUACUACCCACGACACGACCGUGAACACUACGCCAGACCCGCCAGCAAAACGCUCCCUGAGGCCCCGGCCGAGUGAUCUUAAGCCUCUCAGUGCCAGCUCGCCACACACGGUCAACAAUCAAUUAACGCGGCAGCAGAACGAGUCCGACGGGGAAAGCGACGCGCAGUCUUCCGGUGAUGAACCACACGAGGAGUCAGAGGACUCAGAGGAACCAGAUGAGGGGGAACAGGAAGAAUCAGGACAAUCAGGUGUCUCAGAGGAGGAACCCUUAGCAACCCAUAAUGAUGACAAUGAUGACAAUGGACAAGGGGAAUCCCACGAGGAGGUAGACAACGACAGGGCCAAAAAUUCAGAGGAUUCGUCGCCAUUGAAUCUCUUCUCGGACGGAGCCUCGCAAUCCUUACCUCACGGUUCGCCCGAUUCUCAGAGGCAGCACGCUCCCGCCAUCGGCCAAGUGGAAGUUGUCAUUUCAAACUCAACUCGGGACUACCAGAAGGAUAGUGGAAAUACACAGAACCCGGUGGACAACGAUACGAGGCACUCGCAGCUGUCUUCGCCGACUCCCAGUCGUAACCAAUGGCCCAGCGCAAACCACAGUCUAGAACCCCAUGUCCCAGAGGCACCGCAGACCCAACUAUCUCCAACUAACCCCGAAGGGCCAGAUAACUCCAUUCACGCAUGGUUCCUGGAGGCCAUCUCCGGCUCUCAGCAAGAGAGCAACUGGAAAGAGCUCCCUGAAAAAUCAAAGACGUUGCGACGGCGCGUUCGAAAACGGAUGAAGAGGCACUUUCAAGGUUGCACCAUAAUAAUCAAGGAAUGGCGGAGACUCUACAAGAACCUGGCCGAUCUAUUACCCUCGGAGUCGCGGCGAAUAGGCAGUAUGCUACCCGAUUUUGUCAGCCUCGGCGAAGCAAUCUACACUGAAUCCCGCCGUAUUUUCGAAUAUGCGGCCGAGGUGGCCGAUGAUGAGAAUGGUUCGGACUUGAUCAAUCAAUAUGAGGCCUAUGUCAUCACAAAAAUCAUUACUGUGGUCAUGGUCGCCUUCAAAGCCUUCAAAUUGUUGGGACAACCGGGAAAGCGUCAUUUACGGGUAGCUCUGGACAUGCUCUUGAAAUGCUGCGAUCGAGUCCUUGAUCUACAGAAGUCAAAAUGUCUUAUUCGGUAUCAGGGCUGUCCCAAUACCCUGGCUACAUCUCGGUCCCUUCGGCUACCUCUGAGACGCAUCAUGGCGGCCCUAGACGCUGGCGAGUUGGACGACCCACGCGAACAGGAUGUCAAGGCGGAAUCUCUCAUAGAACGCCUUCCAAGUACUUUGCCGACACAACCAAGGUGGACACAAAGCGAGGAACAUGCACUCAUUGCUGGGCUAAGGGAGUUUCGAGGGUCUAACCGAUGGGUCAAAAUCAAGCGUUACUAUGGUCUUCGACUAACGCGGUGGACUCUGUCAGAUCUCCAGCACAAAGCAGAGGAAUUCCGAUAA